Epithele typhae is the source of this 1245-nucleotide messenger RNA. Its product is annotated as MFS general substrate transporter. Gene Ontology annotation, molecular function: transmembrane transporter activity. Gene Ontology annotation, biological process: transmembrane transport. The record is from RefSeq and is a predicted model, not a curated record. Gene Ontology annotation, cellular component: membrane. Bases 1 to 1245 code for a protein of 414 amino acids. The transcript is spliced from 7 exons. Lineage: Eukaryota; Fungi; Basidiomycota; Agaricomycetes; Polyporales; Epitheliaceae.
AUGCGUGGAUUUGAAAAGGACUUGCACCUGAAGGGUCAAGAGUUUGCGACGUUGCUGUCGAUCUUGUACGUUGGAUAUAUCAUUAUGCAGGUUCCUUCCAACAUGCUGCUCAACUUCAUGGGGAAGCCAUCUUUGUACCUCCCGAUUUGUAUGAUUAUUUGGGGUGUUAUUUCCAUCUUGACAGGAAUCACGAACGAUUUUGUAGGAGCAUUACUCACUCGCUUCUUCCUUGGCUUUGUGGAGGCCGCAUUCUUCCCGGGUGCGCUCUUCAUCCUCAGCAAGUGGUACAAGCGCGACGAGCUCGGCGCGCGCACCGCACUGCUCUACUCCGGCGCGAUAUUCUCCAACGCCUUCGGCGCGCUCAUCGCAUCUGGCAUCCUUGACGGUAUGGGGGGCAAGCUCGGCCGCGCCGCCUGGCGCUGGCUCUUCUACGUCGAGGGCGCGCUCACCGUCGCCGUCGCGCUUAUCGCCGUCUUCAUCCUCCCGGACUUCCCGGCCACGACGCGGUGGCUCACCGACCCCGAGCGCCGGCUCGCGAUGCGUCGGAUGGAGGAGGACGUCGGUGUGGGUGACGAGGGGCAGACGGAGACGGGCGGGCACGCGGCAGGCCUGAUCCUCGCGGCUAAAGACUGGAAGGUGUGGUGGCUAGCGGUCGCUCAGACCGCGCAGGUCAUCGCGCUGAGCUUUAACGCGUACUUCCCGACCCUCACCGCGACGCUGGGGUACAACCCGACCGUGACGCUGCUGCUGUGCGCGCCGCCGUUCAUCCUAGCUGCCCUCGUGGCGUUCGCUGUGGCUCGCCACUCUGAUAAGACGGGUGAGCGGUACUGGCACGUCACCAUCCCCAAUCUUGCCGGCGUGCUUGGGUUUGUUAUCGCCGCAUGCACGAUGAACACUGCUGCUCGAUACGUCUCCCUGUUCCUAAUGGCGUCAUCCUACUCCGGCUUCGUGGUCUUAUACACUUGGAUCAGCGGCUCCAUCCACCGCCCUCCGUCGAAGCGUGCGGUCACGCUCGCGCUCACCAACGCUUUCUCGCAAUUAGGCAACAUCUCUGGGUCGUAUAUCUGGCCGAGCGCUUGGGGCCCAACCUAUCGCUACUCUUACGCGAUCUGCAUCUCCUGCUCCGGUUGUGCGGCCAUCAUGCUAUACAUCUUCAAACUCCAUCUGGAGAGUUUGAACCGGGAGUUUGACCGCGAAGAGCAGGAGAAGGGCGUGAAGGAGAAGGGGUUCAGAUAUUUCGCUUGA